Messenger RNA from Oncorhynchus nerka (sockeye salmon), 5836 nucleotides. RefSeq names its product hydroxycarboxylic acid receptor 2-like. Lineage: Eukaryota; Metazoa; Chordata; Actinopteri; Salmoniformes; Salmonidae. The transcript has a single exon. The coding region runs from base 3542 to 4624 and encodes 360 amino acids. Gene Ontology annotation, biological process: G protein-coupled receptor signaling pathway. The record is from RefSeq and is a predicted model, not a curated record. Gene Ontology annotation, cellular component: membrane. Gene Ontology annotation, molecular function: G protein-coupled receptor activity.
GAUUUCUUGAAUGCAUCCUUCCUCAAAUCCUAAACCAGUGUUUUCCAGCACGACCUUCAGGGACCCCCCAGCCUUUACACAUUUGCUUCAAUGGCACUGGAGGGGAUGGCUGCCGUUUUACGGGCUUCUCACCAACUGUGCUAAUUUGGGUGUUUGUCGCAUUGUUUAACUUAUUUUGUACAUGAUGUUGCUGCUACUGUGUCUUGUGACCAAAAAGAGCUUCUGGAUAUUAGAAUCCCGAUUACUCAAUUCGAACUGGACAAAGAUUUUUUAUUUAAUGAGUCCGACUACUACUACUACUACUACUUUGAGACCAGGCACAAAUCCCCGUGAUUCACGUGAAGAAAAUACGGAAAUACAGGGAGCUGAGAUUGGGGUGCCUUGUGAGAAUUUGUCGGCGAGUGGGUGACCCACCUCUACCAUUCGUUCAAUUAUUCAACGUGAAAUUAUUGGAGAAUAAAGAGGAUGAUCUUCGUUCGAGACUAUCCGGCAAAGGGACAUUAAACUGUAAUAUCUUAUGUUUCACCGAGUCGUGGUUGAACGACAACACGGAUAUUAUAUAAUUGGCUGGGUUUUCUGUGCAUCGGCAGGACAGAACAGCUACAUCUGGUAAGACAAGGGGUGGGGGUGUGUCUAUUUGUCAAUAACAGCUGGUGCGCGAUGUCUAUUGCUCGCUUGAGGUAGAAUACCUCAUGAUAAGCUGUAGACCACUCUAUCUACCGAGAGUUAAUAUUUUUCGUAGCCAUCUAUUUACCAUCACAAACUGAUGCUGGCACUAAGACCGCACUCAACGAGCUGUAAAAGCAAACAAGAAAAUACUCAUCCAGAAGCAGUGCUCCUAGUGGCCCGGAACUUUAAUGCAGUGAAACUUAAAUCCAUUUUACCUCAUUUCUACCAUCAUGUUACAUGUGGAACCAGAGGGGGGGGGAACUAGGUACCUUUACUGCAGACACAGAGACGCGUACAAAGCUCUCCCUCCAUUUGGCAAAUCUGAUCAUAAUUAUAUUCUCCUGAUUCCUGUUCAAUGUUGUCUACACAGUGAUCGUACGUACGUAUCCCAACCAGAAGCCAUGGAUUACAGGCAACAUCCGCACCGAGCUAAAGGCUAGAGCUGCCACUUUCAAGGAGUGGGACACUAAUCCGGAUGCUAUUAAGAAAUCCCAUUAUGCCCUCAGGUGACACAUCAAACAGGCAAAGUGUCAAUUCAGGACAAAGAUUGAAUCUUACUACACUGGCUCUGAUGCUUGUCAGAUGUGGCAGGGUUUGUAAACUAUUACGGACUACAAAGGGAAACCCAGCAAUGAGCUGCCCAGCAACGUGAGUUUACCAGAUGAGCUAAAUGCCUUUUUAUUUUCCGUUUUCCAAUGUGAGCAAGACCUUUUAAACAGGUCAACAUUCACAAGGCCGCGGGGUAAUUCAGACAGAUUACCAGGACAUGUACUCAGAGCAUGCGCGGACCAACUGGAAAGUGUCUUCACUGACACUGACAAUCUGUAAUACCUACAUGCUUCUAGCAGACCUCCAUAGUCCUUGAGCCCAAGAAUACGAAGGUCACCUAACUAAAUGACUACCGCCGUACCACUCAUGCCGGUAGUGCUUUGAAAUGCUGGUCAUGGCUCACAUCAACACCAUCCCGGGGUGCGUGCUUAGUCCCAUCCUCUACUCCCAGUUCAAGCACGACUCCAACACCAUCAUUAAGUUUGCUGAUUACACAACAGUGGUAGGCUUGAUAACCGCCAACGAUGAUACAGCCUAUACGGAGGAGGUCAGAGACCUGGCAGUGGCGUGCCAGGACAACAACCUCUCCCUCAACAUGAGCAAGACAAAGGAGCUGAUCAUGGACUACAGGAAAAGGAGGGCCGAACACGCCAAAUUCACAUCAACGGGGCUGUAGAGGAGCAGGUUGAGAGCUUUGGUGUCCACAUCACCAACAAACUCAUGGUCCAAACACACCAAGACAAUCAUGAAGAGGGCACGACAACACCUUUUCCCCCUCAGGAGACUGAAAAGAUUUGGCAUGAAUCCCCAGAUCCUCAAAGUUCUACAGCGGCACCAUUGAAAGAAUCACUGCCUGGUAUGGCAACUGCUCUGCAUCUGGCUGUAUGGUGCUACAGAGGGUAGUGUGUACGGUCCAAUACAUCACUGGGGCCAAGCUUCCUGCCAUCCAGGACCUAUAUACUAGGCGGUGUCAGAGGAAGACCCAGUCACCCAGGUCAUAGACUGUUCUCUCUGCUGCCGCACGGCAUGCGGUACCGGAGCGCCAAGUCUAGGGACUUGGCCACUCCCUUUUAGUAUUUUUCAGUUCUUUUCAAUUCUCAGUUCUUAUAUUCUGUGGGAAAGGGACAGGGCCAAUGGAACCCAGGGACAUGCUUGGAAAUAUGCAUUAUGGUGAUAUUAUUAUCGGAAAUUGGGCUGCACAUAAUCUGGUAGUUCACAUUUUCUGGAAGGAUUUGAAAUCACAUCUACCAGGAUCUAUUUGUCUAACUAUUGGAUAAGGCUUACUGGCAUCUCAAGAUGCAAAAGAUGGAUGGUGUUUCCCUCAAACCAGCAAAUAUCCUAGCACAAUGAUAAAGAAUAGAUAAGAGUCCGAGAUGACCUCCCUUUAAAACUGCUUCGUUAGGCAUAUUUUCUUCCAAUUUGUGCCUACUGAACCAGACCAGGUGUCGUGACCUUUAAGUUAACUGUAUUCUGGGAACCCUUGCGCUCCCUUAUAUACCCACGAGUAUGAUCUUUCCACCAGCAUAAUAGUUUUGUAAUGACCCCUGUCGGGGUAGGUUCCUUGUUCCUUGUCAAUCAUUGGCUUAUUGGUGAAAUCAGCAGUCAGACUAUCUUCUUUAAAUAAACCAAACCUUUAUUAAUGCAAUUGCAGAGAGAAGUUAACAAUGGAAGCACAGCAUGCAUGUUUCACAGUAAGUUCUGCAACCAACCAAAGGGCGCAGCUGAUUAUAUACUUUGAUCACUUCCCUGAUGGUGUGAUCAUCUACUUCAGGGUAUAUGUGCAGCAAUAAGCUGAGGUAACCUAGGACAGUAGCUUCUCUUAAUUCAUUAGCAUUGACAACUUUUCACAAGAUCAAAAUGUCAAAACCAGACACUUGUUACUUCCCUUUAUCUAGUUUCGGUCUGACUCACACCCAGCCUGCAGGUUAAGGCCUUAACCGCAAAGAUAGCUUGUACAAAGUAUAGUGUCAGAGUUCAGACACUUAGCAACAGUACAAUAGUGAGACAAGCAUAUGAAUUUUAAGGUCCCCUUAAUCAAUAAUGGGGAGGGUCUUUGGGACCCUACACGUCAUAAUCCCUGGGCUGUUGGUGUACUCACUCAGAGCCAUCUGCCUACAGAGCUCCAUAAGAGAUAACACACUGCACACCCACACACACUCUCCACAUUGUUGGCACCGGAAGAUCGUUUGCAUCACCGCAAACAAUAAAAUCCCUGAUUAAAUGCAGGAGGUGCCUAGACAACACUAUCAACAUUGACUAUUUUCAGAGAGGAGCAAAGCAGCACACAGACGGUCUCUCCUGUUAAAAGCGUAUCGUUUGACCCAUGGCAAACUUCACUACUACAGAAGAUGACUGCUGCGCCUUUGAGUCUCCCAUCCUGGACCAUGUCCUGCCUCCCAUCCUGGUGCUGGAGUUCAUGUUUGGGCUAAUGGGGAAUGUUGUGGCUCUGUGGAUGUUUAUUUUCCACAUGGACACCUGGAAGCCCAACUCUGUCUACCUCACACAGCUGGCCGUUGCCGACUCCAUCGUCCUGUUCUGUCUUCCAUUCAGAGCCGACUACUACCGACGCGGCAAGCACUGGAUCCAUGGUGAUGCCAUGUGCCGGAUUAUGCUGUUCAUGUUGACGGCCAACCGCGGCGCUGGCAUCUUCUUCCUCACUGCAGUGGCUGUCGACCGUUACCUCAAGAUCGUUCACCCCAUGAACAAGAUCAACCGGAUGGGCCUGAAUUAUGCUCUGUGGGUGUCUCUGGGCCUGUGGGGGAUGAUCAUCGCUGCAACCGGGUACCUGCUGACCAACAAACACUUAUUCUACCGCAACAACCAGACACAGUGCGAGAGCUUCAACAUCUGCAUGGGCUUCAGCCCGCUGUCUAUGUGGCACAACACCUUAUACGUGACCCAGUUCUUCUUGCCCACUGCCAUUGUCACCUUCUGCACGGUCUGCAUCACCUGGCAGCUGAAGAACAAGACGAUCGACACUGGGGGGAAGAUCAAACGUGCGGUGCAGUUUGUCAUGGCCGUGGCACUCAUCUUCAUCAUUUGCUUCUUCCCCAGUACAGUGUCUCGGAUCGCUGUGUGGAUCCUCAAGGCCUGGUACAACGAGUGCCAUUAUUUCAAAGAGGCCAGUUUGGCGUUCUACACCUCUGUGUGUUUCACCUACUUCAACAGCGUGCUGAACCCCAUCGUGUACUACUUCUCCAGCUCUGCCUUUAGUGGGAACUUCCAGAAGCUGUUCAACAGACUGCUGGGGAGGAAAGAGGAGGAGGUACCGCCAGCCUCGCCUGAGACUGGGACCGAGAUCAGCAGUGCAAAUACAGUGUCAGGGAGGAGUAGUAACUUCCAAUCACAGGUCCAGGGUGAGGGCCUGUACUCGCAAAGCGUCUCAGACUUAUUCAUUGUGAUGUAAAAUACAAAACUGAUCCUAGAUCAGCAGUCCUAGGCUUACUCUGAGACGCUUUUAUGAAAAGGUACCCAGGAGAACAAAAUAUCUGACUUUGUGUGAUUUUUCUUCUUCUACUCUAGUGGAAUAUAAGAAUAUUAACCAGAUGUGAAGGAAGUCAAAGAAGUUGGAGAUAGUUGUCUGUUAGAUGUGAAUCUUAACAUUUUUAUGUUAUGUUGAUGUUCUAUAGCUAAAAGUAGAAAUUCAGUGGAAUCUUUAAUUUCAUAUUUACAAUACUUUGUCUUUGAGUUUUGUAUAUUUGCUGGUGAUUCAAGUAAAUUCCUUGUGAACUAGAAAAGUACAUUUCCUAAAGAAAAUGUGUGUGCUUGCUAGCUUGUCUUAAAGUAUUUAUGGUUGUGAAAUAAGUUAUAGUAGUGAUAGUGACUGCAGUAGCAAUGAUAGUGACUGGUUAUAGUUGAAAAAGUAGGCAGAUUUUAUUUGAUUAUUUGAUAGAAUAGGAUAGCCUGAACAUGUGAAGUUGGUUCGGUGUCUCUAGCUUGAACAGUUCAAGAGUUACUAUUAGUGUUGGUGGUUAUUUUAUACUAAUGUUAGUUGUUUUAAUGUUUGUAGAUGAAAUUGUUAAAAAGCAGUAGCUUUUAAAUUGUCUACCACUGUGUUCUUAUGGUUGGCAUUGAAUACAUGAAGUGUUAUGCUAAUUUAUGCAAAUCAAAAUAGUUCAUAAAGGGUUAUAGGAAAUUUGACGUUAGGAUAGCCUGAAUGUUUUAAAGCUGUUGUAGCUUCAUUGGUUUAGGAGCAGGAACGUUUUGAAUAGCUACCACUGUAUUACUAUGUUUCUCAUUCAAAACAAUGUUAAUUUAUGCAUAUUUUUUAUUGUUAUAGUUCAAAAAGUAUAGAUAGGUGGAAAGAUUGUUUUGAUUGAUAACAUGAGAAAGUUAAUUUAGUGUCUCUAGCUUUAACAGAAAGUUAAUUUAGUGUCUCUAGCUUUAACAGUUCAAGAGUAAAUCUUACUGUUGGUGGGUUAUUUUAUGAUAAUGAAAAAUUAUUUAAAUAAGUUAUAAUGUAUAAAGUAAAAAAAUGUUAGUUCUUUCAAUGUUUGUAGCUGAAAUGGUGAAAGCGCAGUAGCAUUUAAAAUGUCUACCACUGUGUUGUUGUUUGACUUUAAAAACAUUACAGUUUAUGCAAAUGUAUGCAAAUUAAAAUAAAUUAUAUUUGAUAAAA